Messenger RNA from Microdochium trichocladiopsis, 1359 nucleotides. Its product is annotated as TLC domain-containing protein. NCBI's taxonomy places the organism in Eukaryota, Fungi, Ascomycota, Sordariomycetes, Xylariales, Microdochiaceae. The record is from RefSeq and is a predicted model, not a curated record. Gene Ontology annotation, biological process: ceramide biosynthetic process. Gene Ontology annotation, cellular component: membrane. The transcript has 2 exons. Gene Ontology annotation, molecular function: sphingosine N-acyltransferase activity. The coding region runs from base 1 to 1359 and encodes 452 amino acids.
AUGGCCUCGUCCACCGGGACCGACCCGUUCCCGCCCUUCAACCCUUCGGCCGACCAGCUACACUCAGAGAUGCACCAAGUCAAUGCCCGCCGGCGUAGAAAGUCAAGCGGCCUCGGUGGUGAGAUCCGCGCCGGCGACACGGGUGCCCCUAGCCUGGGCACCUCGGCCAUCAUCAGCAGGAAGGUCACGCCCGCCCCCGAGGUGCGCGAUGGCACCGGCAAGAAGGGCUCCAAGCGGCGGAAGGCCCGCUCCCUGAUCCGCCGCUGCAAAAACUAUUGCCUCAAGCACACCUGGGUCCUCCCCCUCGUGAUGCUGGCCAUCUUUGGCGUCCUCUUUGCCGUCAACCCGACAGAAGAGAACCCCGUCUACCACUUCAUCUUCCUUUCCUACAAGCUGCCCCGCGAGGCCGGCACCGACCCCGAGGCACCCAUACAAUAUGGCAAGGGUCUCUGGGAUAUCGCCUUUGUCACCUUCUACACCAUAGUGCUGUCUUUUACCCGUGAGUUCAUCAUGCAGGAGCUGCUCCGCCCCUUGGCCAAGUACUGCGGCCUCCGCUCCCGGGCCAAGCAGGCUCGCUUCAUGGAGCAGGCCUACACGGCCAUCUACUUUGCCAUCCUCGGACCGGCUGGCAUGUACGUCAUGAGCAAGACCCCGGUCUGGUACUUCAACACCCGCGGCAUGUACGAGAACUUUCCACACAAGACGCACGCCGCCGAGUUCAAGUUCUACUACCUCUUUCAGGCGGCGUACUGGGCCCAGCAGGCCAUUGUCCUGCUGCUCGGCCUCGAGGAGCGUCGCAAGGACUUCAAGGAGCUCGUCGGCCACCACAUUGUCAGCCUUGCCCUGAUCGGGCUCAGCUACCGCUUCCAUUUCACCUACAUGGGUCUUGCCGUCUACGUCACUCACGACAUCAGUGACUUCUUCCUAGCCACGUCCAAGGUGCUCAACUACAUCGACCACGCUUUUGUCGGACCCUACUUCUUCAUCUUCAUGUGUGCGUGGAUCUACCUGCGUCACUUCCUCAACCUGCGCAUCAUCUAUUCUCUUUUCACCGAGUUCAAGACUGUCGGCCCGUACGAGGUCAACUGGGAGACGGGGCAGUACAAGUGUUGGAUCUCGUUCUACAUCACUUUCGCGCUGCUGGCAUCCCUUCAAGCGCUCAAUCUCUUCUGGCUCUUCUUCAUCGUCCGUAUCGCCUACCGCUUCGUCGUCUACAAGACUGCCGAUGAUGAUCGUUCCGAGGCAGAGGAGUCUGAGGUCGAGGAGAAGGAGUCUACGCCACUCGUGAAUGGCACGUCCAAGGCUGCGACAUCCAACGGUGCCGCGCCGGGCUCGACCAAGAACAAGUCCGCCCAGUAA